GACCAACUGGACGAGGAUGGGCAAACAAGGAUGUUCGCCCUGUGCCACACGGCCUCAAUCGCAGGCCACGUGGAUGACACGGACUGGCUGGGCUGGCACGAGCGGGCCUCAUGGGCGUGGAGGUGGCGCUGGACCAGGAUCACCUGCAAGUCACCAGCAACGAGGUCUUGGUUAGCCGGCACAGCCUGGCGGAGGUGAGCGCCAUCGCGGCGUUGCAGGACACUGAGGGCCACCUGGUGGUCGUCGGCCAGUGUCAGGUGAAGGGGCAUCCCCUCGCCGUAGUUCUCGACAUGAUGUCCCGAGAGGACGCUCGCCGGUUGGAGGAGGAAGUUGGACUAAGACUGUCUCGACGACUGCUACGUCCUUCUGUGCAUUCCUCUGCAUCACAAGACACAUUAUGCACGGAGACGGUGCCCAGUGCCCCGCCCUUGACGGAGAUGGAUCCUUCCACCAGCCUCCCUGACACAUGCGACAAGAGUUCCUUGAAGCACAACAACCAGGCGACUGUACACGCCUCUGCCUCGUCAGGACCGACGAGGACACAGCCACCCAGCUCGGUGGUCCAGCCCUCGCCCUGCUCCAGCAACGUGUCUAAUCAACCUUCCCUCUCCUCUAAGAAAAUUUCAGCUGGCAAACGCCGGUUAAAACUUCCUGCGGCCAAUAUGCCAGCCACAGGCACACUCUUGGCCACCCCGCUGCGUAGGACCUUCCACCCAUCAGUCUCGCGCGUGGCUCAUGCUUCAUUAUCCGCCCUUACAGUGUCCAAGCCGUUAGUAUCCGAUGCUCCAGUGUCCACCCUCCCAGUAGCUACUCCUCUGGUAUCCAUUCCACCAUUCUCCACUCGGCUAUUGUCCACUCGACCCCAGUCCACCCCUUCAGCACCCGCUCCUUCGGUGUCUAACCCAUCUCUGUUCCCUCGCUCAGUCUCCAUUCACCAAGUAUCCAAUUCGCAAGUGUCCACCCCUCUAGUGUCCAGCUCGCAAGUGUCCACCCCUCUAGUGUCCAGCUCGCAAGUGUCCACCCCUCUAGUGUCCAGCUCGCAAGUCUCCACCCCUCUAGUGUCCAGCUCGCAAGUCCACCAAUCGCCAAUGUCCACCCGACCUCUGAUCAAGCCGGCGCUGCCCACCAAACCCGCUUCCACUUCGACGGUGUCCUCCCGUCCAGUGCCACCCUCGAGGAUCUUCACCCCGCUGGUGGCCACUUUACCCGUGUCUACCACGUCGGCGUCCAACCCAACGGUGUCCACUUCAUCGGUGUCUACCCCUCAAUUCCCAACCCGACUCCUGUCUCUCUCAAGGGUAGUCACCCCCUCGGUGCUCGCCUCGACAGAAUCCAACAAGACGGCUCCCCCCACCCCACUCUGCAUUCCAUCGGUGUCCACACGACCAGCAUUUACAAGACCACUGUCCAAGCCAAUAGUAGCCACCCGACCAGUGUCCUUCCCUAAGAUAUCCUCUCCGGUGUCCACCAGGCCGGUGUCAAUCGCGGUAGCGUCUAACACAGCAGAGUCUAACACAGCAGCGUCCAACACAGCAGCGUCCAACACAGCAGCGUCCAAUACAGCAGUGUCCGACACUCCUGAUUCCAUAACAUCGGUGUCCACCACUGCGGUGUCCGCCACUCCGGUGUCCACCACUGCGGAGUCCACCCUGCCAGUAUCUGACCAAUCCGCAUCCCCCGUAAUGGUGUCCAGAUCGCCGAUGCUCACCCUACCUGAGACCACCGUGUCGGCGUCCACCUUGCCAACUUCAUCGCCAGCCGUCUCUACAUUAGCCGCGGACCCCGAGCUCCGUCGUCGGCACUCAGUAGUAUCUUCGAGCAGCCAAGAGGAUGAUAACUCGAGUGGGAAAGUAGAGCUCAUCCUCGGGACACUGAAUGUGGACGAGUCUGAAUACUUGUUCAUACCGGGCAUGAAACAUACACAGGAACAAGACUCUUCCUCUUCCUUGGAGCACGAAUUAUCUGUCUUGUUAGAGAACGAACACCAAUAUCUGGACAUCCUUCAGAGAAUUAAGGACGCAAGAAGUGCUGUAAAAUCUGAGUUACAAAAUCUUCUCCGUCGAAAUGAAAGAUUGGCUGAUUUUCACAAAGACCUUUUCCGAGAUCUGCACCAAGAGUUUCCUUCCUGUUCAGGUGUCGCACGGGUGUUCCUCGCUCGCAAGGAGGAGUUGGAACAGUAUCGCUACUACAUCAUGAAUGCCCCGCGGGUCCUCCGCCCGCUGGGGCAGCAGACGGAGAAGUUACACGCCAGCACCCCACGUUAG
Eriocheir sinensis (Chinese mitten crab) is the source of this 2264-nucleotide messenger RNA. RefSeq lists its product as uncharacterized. Bases 111 to 2264 code for a protein of 717 amino acids. The transcript has 3 exons. Lineage: Eukaryota; Metazoa; Arthropoda; Malacostraca; Decapoda; Varunidae. The record is from RefSeq and is a predicted model, not a curated record.